Helianthus annuus (common sunflower) is the source of this 606-nucleotide messenger RNA. Its product is annotated as N66 matrix protein-like. The record is from RefSeq and is a predicted model, not a curated record. NCBI's taxonomy places the organism in Eukaryota, Viridiplantae, Streptophyta, Magnoliopsida, Asterales, Asteraceae. The coding region runs from base 1 to 606 and encodes 201 amino acids. The transcript has a single exon. Gene Ontology annotation, molecular function: zinc ion binding; nucleic acid binding.
AUGGUUACUUCUUCGAAACCCCCUUCAAUCAGUGAGGUGAUUGACUUGGUUGUCGCCCUCACCGAGGAGGCUCUUCGUUUAGAUAAAUUUUCAAAUUCUGGUGCUAACAAAAAUGAGAUUCAUGUGGAGUCUACAAGUGAUAACGAACGGAAGUUUUUGAACUUUAAGAAAAGCACCCGAGCAAACAAUGACAACUCGAAUGCUAGCAAGCGUAGGGAAGUGAACUCACCCCGUCGUACUAAAGCUUAUGUGGCAACCCACGAAACCAGGGGUAAAGGUUAUUUGGGUUCCAAGCCCAAAUGUGAUAGGUGUAAGCUUCAUCAUGUAGGCCGCACGAGCGUUAAGUGUGAAAAAUGUGGUAAGGAUGGGCAUAGCAAAGAAACAUGCUGGGUAGGAACGGGAAGGAGAAACACAAACCAUGGAGGAAAUGGUAACAACAAUCAGGGUGGAAAUGGCAAUGGCAACGGAAAUGGAGGAGGAAAUUGGCAAGGAUGCUACAACUGUGGAGACAUGGGGCAUUUUAAGAAAGAUUUCCCGAAGGAAAACCAAGCCCGUGGAAGAGUUUUUACGAUAGGAGCACGCAAGGCACGCCAGACCCGAAUGUAG